AUGUAUCACCAACUCCCCUCUCAAUUCUCUCCCUCUCGAACCUCGAACCUCCCACCAACAAGCGACUCCUCCAGCUCACCAAGCUCCCGAACAACCUCGCCACCCUCAUCACCAACCUCCCUAAGGCGUUCACCACACCACCUCUUCAAUCUCUCCUUCUACCCACACUCCACACACCCUAUAGGUGAAACGGAGGAUGCCCACGAUGUAUCAGGCUUCGCCCAAUACGGUCACAGCAUCCUCCCCUGUGCCGUGCUUCGCGGGCGAUCCUCCCUCAUGCUCGUGCGCCGCCGUCCCUCCGCAGUCGACAUGGCCCUGAACGAGGAGCGGUCCCGCUGUGACGAAGACGCGAUCGAGCGUGCGGGCCUCGAUCUCAUGGAACCCCGCCCCGUUGAUAUGAAGGGGGAGGUGCCUGCUUUCCAUACGCAGCGCCCGCGCAGCAUUGGUGCUGAAAGUCGAGAUAGUCGCGGUGUGCCUGUUCAGCAGCCGCGGUUUGUCAUGGGUGGGAUUUUCGAGGUCAUGGAGGGGCGGGCGUAG
Messenger RNA from Penicillium cinerascens, 537 nucleotides. RefSeq lists its product as uncharacterized. Bases 1 to 537 code for a protein of 178 amino acids. NCBI's taxonomy places the organism in Eukaryota, Fungi, Ascomycota, Eurotiomycetes, Eurotiales, Aspergillaceae. The record is from RefSeq and is a predicted model, not a curated record. The transcript has a single exon.